AUGGGGUCUUCCGAUACUCUCCCGACCCUGGAGUCCCUUCAUUUCCCGUCAGCGCAGCUGUCAAUCUCCCAGACGCUUUCGUCUCUACGUCGAUCGGCGCUGUCUGUCGCCAAUCGGCUCCAGUCUAUUGAGACCGAUGCCACCUUUGCGCAAGAGGUCGCUGACCACUAUGGCCUACCUCUGGUUGCUAAUGAGCGCUGCGGAAGCUGGUAUAUCCCGCCCACGGCCAAGGCCGGCAGUGCUUAUUUCAAAAGCACCGAUGGCCACACCGGUCAGUGGGAUUUUAGCUUUCGCAGGUUGAACUUGCAGUUGCUCCCGCUAGCCAGGGAUCAUGGGGGCUGUGUAAUUGUGGACUCAACUCGCCGAGGAAAACACGCAUUAUCAAAAACCGUCCCAAUCUGGAGCGCCGUUCUAAACAGAGCACUGUUCCCAUCCGCAACUGAAUACCACCCAGUCCGCCUCCCACCCGAUUAUCUGGGCGCAUCGGAAGAAGCGCAAAUCGAGAAUCGAAUUGAAGGGUUCGUGCAUUCCCUAAAGAGCCUGAAACUCGACCUGGACAAUUUGCGCGAGCAACUCGGCAAACCCAUCCAGAUUGCUUGGGCCAAUAGGACGUAUUUUCACCCGGAAGGUCUGCAGACAAGCGGUGACUACAAUCUACUCGUACUAUGCUCCGCUUCCAGGCGCGUGCAUGGCGCCGAAAUGUCCGAGGGCGGAUACAUUCAAGGCGCGGGCGAUGAUAGCGAGGCGUGGGCGCAUGGACUGACGCCGCCAGUCUUCUGGGCCAAUCAGGCUAUUUUGAAGAGUACACCUGAAGACGAAUUGCCGGAGCUUAUUGAUCGGCUGGUGGCUGAACACAAGCUGCUGGAUGUGGCCCAGGACGCAACACUCAUUUCCCCCACGCGCAAUUUGUACAUUGGCUCGGGAGUGGGGGUCGAUGCUGGAGGUCGGUAUGAUCUUGUCAUUGACUGCAAUGGGAGUGCUGCAGAUGUGGAGGGAAAUGCGAAGCGGCUCAAUUUGGGCUGUGAUUCUGGGAAACUGGGAAGUCGGGAUCUACGAAAAUGUCUGGAGAAGGUGCGUGAGUUUAUUGGCGCUCGUCUUGGGGCGGAUUCGUCGCUAUCGGUGCUGGUUACUUGUGAGAAUGGGAAGGAUCUUUCGGCAGGGACGCUGCUUGCGAUAGUUUGUCUGUUUUAUAACGACGAGGGCGGCUUCGAUGCCUCCCUUAGCAAACGUGCGAUCAGCAAGCAGUUCAUUCGACAGCGUCUAGCCUGGCUCGUGUCGUCGAAACAUGACGUGAACCCGUCUCGCGCCACGCUUCAAUCUGUCAAUGCUUUCCUGAUGCAGCCGCCGGAUUAUUGA
Penicillium crustosum is the source of this 1356-nucleotide messenger RNA. Its product is annotated as initiator tRNA phosphoribosyl transferase family protein. Gene Ontology annotation, biological process: charged-tRNA amino acid modification. NCBI's taxonomy places the organism in Eukaryota, Fungi, Ascomycota, Eurotiomycetes, Eurotiales, Aspergillaceae. Gene Ontology annotation, cellular component: cytoplasm. The record is from RefSeq and is a predicted model, not a curated record. Gene Ontology annotation, molecular function: tRNA adenosine(64)-2'-O-ribosylphosphate transferase activity. Bases 1 to 1356 code for a protein of 451 amino acids. The transcript has 5 exons.